This is a messenger RNA of Zingiber officinale, 2887 nucleotides long. RefSeq names its product auxin response factor 18-like. The transcript has 7 exons. Gene Ontology annotation, cellular component: nucleus. The record is from RefSeq and is a predicted model, not a curated record. Gene Ontology annotation, molecular function: DNA binding; protein binding. Bases 456 to 2597 code for a protein of 713 amino acids. Gene Ontology annotation, biological process: regulation of DNA-templated transcription; response to hormone. NCBI's taxonomy places the organism in Eukaryota, Viridiplantae, Streptophyta, Magnoliopsida, Zingiberales, Zingiberaceae.
AGAGAGAUAAUUAAGAGGGGCGUGUGAGAGCCCUUUGGCGAGCGCUCUCCGUGUGAUCACCACCGAGUGCGAGGGCGAGGGCGAGGGCGAGGGCGAUGCCGGCUGCGUUCACGCUGGGUAAGGGCGGAUCUUAGUCUGGGGAGGAGGCGAGAAGGGUGAAGCUGACGCCUUUCGCUCCGUUGUCUGCGGAUCCGGGAGCGGGUGGAAAUGCAUUAGAAGAAGAAGAAGGAGAAGAGUUUGAUGCGGAAGGUGCGGGUUUUGUAGGGUUCGGGAGUGUAGUAUCUGGGUGUUUGAAUUGAGUUGCUGCGAUUUCGUUUUUUGGUUGCGUCUCUCUGUCUUGUUCUCUUCAUUGCUCGAUCGCAGCAGUUCUGUGUACAAAAAAGUGCACAGGACAGAAGUUGGAUAACUUCGAUUGGCCCUUUAGAGUUGGUGACUAGCUCGGAUUGUUGUUUCCCAUGAUCACAUUUGACAAUUUGUUCAAAGGAUCGCCCAUGAAGCAAACAGUCAAGUGCCUGGACUCCCAGCUAUGGCAUGCCUGUGCUGGCGGAAUUGUUCAGAUGCCGGUGGUGAACGCCAAGGUCUACUAUUUUCCUCAGGGUCACGCAGAGCACGCCCAGGAGCUUCCCGACUUUGGAACCUCCCAGCAGAUCCCACCUCUUAUACCUUGCCGUGUGACUGCUGUGAAAUUCAUGGCCGAUUCAGACACUGACGAGGUAUUUGCUAAGAUCUGCAUGGUUCCUCUGAGACCCAACGAAUCAGAUUGUACUGAAGAUGAUGGUUUGGGUCUUAGUAUCAAUGGUGUUGACUCGCAAGAAAAACCUUUUGCUAAAACGCUAACUCAAUCAGAUGCUAAUAAUGGUGGCGGCUUCUCUGUUCCUCGCUACUGUGCUGAGACAAUCUUCCCGCGGUUGGACUAUUCGGCUGACCCUCCUGUGCAAACUGUGUUUGCAAAGGAUGUGCAUGGUGUGGUUUGGAAAUUUAGGCAUAUAUACAGGGGCACACCUCGCCGGCAUCUGCUCACUACUGGAUGGAGUACCUUUGUCAACCAGAAGAAAUUAGUUGCAGGGGAUUCAAUUGUGUUCUUGAGAACAGAGAAAGGGGGAGAUCUUUGUGUGGGAAUACGCCGAGCUAAAAGAGGUGGGAUUGGUGGAGGUGCAGAGAUCCAUUCUGGAUGGAAUCCACCAAAUGGGAGUUUGGCAUCCAACUAUGGAGGUUUAUCUGUCUUUCUGAGAGAGGAGGAAGGUAAAUUAUUGAGGGGAAAUGUAAAUGGUGCGGGUUUGAGGGUGAGUGGCAGGGUGAGAACAGAUUCUGUAACUGAGGCAGCAAGUCUUGCAGCUAGUGGACAACCGUUUGAGGUUGUGUACUACCCCAGAGCAAGUACACCAGAGUUUUGUGUGAAAGCUGCAUCAGUGAAAACAGCAAUGAGGACCAAGUGGUGUCCUGGUAUGAGAUUUAAGAUGGCCUUUGAAACUGAGGAUUCUUCGAGGAUUAGUUGGUUCAUGGGAACUAUAUCUUCUGUUCAGAUUGUAGAUCCCAUACAAUGGCCUAAUUCUCCUUGGAGACUUCUGCAGGUGACAUGGGAUGAACCAGAUUUGUUACAAAAUGUAAACUGUGUGAACCCAUGGUUGGUUGAACUGGUCUCGAGUAUCCCUCCCAUCCAUCCGGCAUCUUUCUCUCCUCCAAGGAAAAGACUCCGCAUUCCCCAACAUCCUGAUUUUCUAGAAAGCCAACUUCCAACACCAGUGUUCCCUGGGAACGCUGUAGCUCACAGCACAAAACCUUUGUGCUAUUUCCCAGAUAAUAUUCCUGCAGGCAUACAGGGAGCCAGGCAUACCCAAUUUGGUAUAUCUUUAUCAGAUCUCCACCUUAACAAACUGCAGACAGGUCUAUUCCAUGCUGGCUUUCACCACCUUGAUCGCUCCACUUCCCUCCCUAGAAUGUCUUCUGGAUUCCUUGUUGAGACUCCUCUCACUGAUAACAAUAUAUCUUGUUUGCUAACGAUUGGAAGUAAUACUAAGAGCACAAAAAGCUCCUUGAACAGUAAACCUCCACAACUAGUGCUUUUUGGGAAGCCAAUACUGACCGAGGAGCAGAUAUCUCUGAGCAACUCAGCAGAAACUGUGUCCCCUGUGGCCACCAUAAACAGUUUUGGCUGCAAUAUGGAGAAAACAAUGAAUACAUCAGAUAGUGAUGGUUGUGGUACCAAUAAGAAUGUAACUCCUGUCAUUUCAUCUUAUGGUGGAUUCCAAUGGUGCAGGGACCGCAAUGUGUCAGGGCUUGGCCUGGAAACUGGGCAUUGCAAGGUUUUCAUUGAGUCAGACGAUGUCGGUCGUACCCUUGAUUUAUCCAUGUUUGGUUCUUAUGAAGAACUAUAUGGAAGGCUAGCUGAUAUGUUUGGGAUUGAAAAAUCUGAGAUGAUGAGCCAUGUGAUCUACAAGGAUGCUGCUGGUGUUGUUAAACGCACAGGAGACGAACCUUUCAGUGACUUCAUGAAAGCAGCAAGAAGGCUCACAAUAUUGACAGAUUCAGGCCGUAAUAACAUCGGAAGAUUGGUAGUACCUGGACUACUCAAUGCAAAUGUGCAGUGCUGCAGUUGAUUCGCGGAAACCCUCUAGGAGCUGGACGAAUGAGAUCCCGUCGUCGAAUCUUUGCCCGUCCGAAUAGAUUUGUAGUCAGAAACCUUCUUCUCCUCUACUCUGUUGUAUUCUCUAAACCGCGAUUGUUUCCAGGAUACUCCUUGCUCAUGUGACAAUUCCGUAGCUUGAAUAUCCGCACCUUCAUCAUAUUACUGCUACUGGCAUCUUUGUGGUUGACUGUUCUGUACACCAAUAACUCCAAUGAUUUUGGCAGGGAACAGACCAUAAGAAACAAGUUCAAUUGUUUUGAA